This is a messenger RNA of Rotaria sp. Silwood2, 804 nucleotides long. The record is from the annotation of a GenBank genome assembly. Lineage: Eukaryota; Metazoa; Rotifera; Eurotatoria; Philodinida; Philodinidae.
AUGUUAGCUAAAAUCUUCGUUUUACUUUGCUUUAUAUCCAUCAGUAAUAGUCAAACAAAUUGUCGGACAACAUCAUGGUGGGUUUUAUUACCAUUUUCAAAAACAACAUUACAAUCAUUUUUGGACGAAUCGAAAGAAGAACUUACAUUUAAUUCAUCAAAUCCAUUAGCAAGUUUUAUGAAAAAUAAUGAACAUCCUGUUUAUUUUGAAUUUAAUCAACAAAAUCAAUGUCAACAAAAUUCAUUACCACCAUGGUUAGCUAAUGCAACAGAACAAACAUUCGUUGAAUUUAAAUUAGAAAUACCUUAUUUAAUUCGUCAAAAUAAAACUGUUAUGUUAAAACCACUUAUUUAUCAAAAUAAUUUAAUUGAUGUUAGUGCUACACGUUUUGUCUAUGGUCUUCCGACUUAUUUUGCUACUAUGCAUGCUGAUUUUGAAUAUAAUAAGUAUUCGAUUUCAUAUAAACAACAAUCUGUAGAAGUGUCAUUUGAACCUUUAAUACCAGCUUUAGUACCAUUUGGUUCACCGAGUACAGCUAAUUUUUCAUCAUUUGUGGAUGCAAAUAUUUCACCUUGGCUAGCUUUUCCUCCACUUUCAAUUUCCCAUCACACAAAAUGUGCUUCAAACAUUUAUAAUUUUUCUCAACCAGCUCAUAUUCGACCAGUUAGUAUGAGAUUAAACAUAAUCGGUGAUAUACUUCAGCAUAUACCAUCUGGAAUUUAUACAAAUGCAGGCGAUCAACCGUUAGGUGCUUGGCAAAUUGAUGUAUACACAACGAUUACGUCGACAUAUGAAUGUCCUUAA